UGCGCCGGUCGGUGACGGAAUUUGUCUCAGCGGGAUCCAGUCGACAGGUGGUAGUCAUUUUUAGAUCCUCUGUGACCUCAUACGUCAAUACCCAAAUUGUGUAUGCGUGCGCGUAUGUGCGUGUGUGGGUGUUUCUUUUAUAUGCGUGGGUGUGUUACAUUCUGUGCAUGAAUAUUUGUGAAUUGUGCGUCUUUGGGAAUGUGGUGUGUAUGUGGUCGUUUGUGCUGCCUUUGUGUAAGAGUGUGUGGGGUUUGUUUUUGAGAGUGAAUCGUGGAUGUGUGUGGUGUGCUUGGUGCAUAUGUUUGUGACCAGAGUUCACAUCUCACAUGGCCCCCCUCCCAUGCCACGCCUCAACCCAUGCUUCUAUUUAAAGGGCCCCCAAGCGGGCGUCUCACCCACUGACCGAGUGAGCGAGCAACGAGACGGAAGGCUUGCCACCGUUUGCGGGAAGAUCUGGAAGCUGACCCGAAAGGAUCAUCAGACUUUAGCAACGGAUUUGCGACAUCCUCCGCCACGUCUCUUAGAUCGGGACAGAGUGGGCUCGGGCGGCGUCCCUCCUGGAACGAUGAGCGGCCCCCAAACGGAGCCCCCCGCGUUCAAACGUGCGGUGAGAAAAAUCCGAUGCGCCGCCGUGGUGGCCAGCUUGGCCAAGAGUUGGCAGGGUUGGGCCAACGAGCACGCCGACAAGCAGGACGCCGCUCCUACUGGGUGGAUGCCUUGCUCAACGGGCCAGAAGGACGCAACCGAGCGGCGCCCCGUGGACAAAGUUGCGAAAACCAGGAAAAAGGACUCUAGUGACGCCGAUCCCAUCCGGAGUGUUUCCAUCUCUAAAACUGUUCAACCCAAACUGAGCGAGUGUGGCGGGGAUCUGGUCAAUGCCAUCCGCGGGAAGAUGGAGUCGGGUCCCGAGGAUAGCAAACCCUUCUUGGGUAACGAGUCGCCCACGCGGCGGCGCCACAUGAGAGCGCUGCAAGUGAGCGGCGCAGGCGGGAGUGGCAUCAUCCACGAUAGGAAGUUGAUGCUGCGGGACAGGAAGCUGAGCACCAGUAGCAGCAGCCUGGACACGGUGGACAGCGGCUUGGGAGAUGAGGUGGCGCCCGGAGACGGCGCAGACGGCAAGAUGGAAACGACGAAUGUCAAGUGGAAAAAAGUUGGCCGCAGGCCCACGAUUAAGAUCACCACCAGUGGUGACAUUAAGAGUCGCUGGCAGCAGUGGUCCGAGGAGCACACGGAGGGCCAGAAACUCAAUCCCUUCAGCGAGGACUUUGACUACGACUACGCCAUGAGCCUGCGCCUGCGCAAGGGCGACAGCGGUUACGGGCGCCCCAAAGAAGGCUCCAAGACGGCAGAGCGGGGCGACCGUGCGCACAAGCAUAUUCGCAGGGAGAUGGAGGAGAUGGUGUGGAUCAUCCGGGACAUGGGCUUCCGGGACGGCGAGGGCCGCAGCGCGGUCACCUUCGGGCGCCUCUUCGACCGCUACGUGAAGAUCUCGGACAAGGUGGUCGGCAUCCUGCUGCGCUGCCGCAAGCAUAAGAUGCUCGACUUUGAGGGCGAAAUGUUGUGGCAAGGACAAGAUGACCACGUGGUCAUCACCGUGAGGGACUGAGAUCGGUUUGGGAGCCACACGGCGGGCCAGCGGACAUGGCGACACUUCAUCGAAGGACUCCAUUAGAAAGGUCCCCCUUGCCAAUGUUGGCCUAGAAUGUGAAGAAAUCCAUCCCCCUGUAUGAAAUUCUGUUUUUCAGCUUGAUUCCACUUCUGUGGACAUUUAUCGAGCUCGGAGGAGGAUGUGGAUCGGACAAUUGGAAACAUUCAUUCAUUCAUUCAUCUUCCGAGCCGCUUGAUCCUCACUAGGGUCGCGGGGGGGUGCUGGAGCCUAUCCCAGCUGUCUCCGGGCAGUAGGCGGGGGACACCCUGAAUCGGUUGCCAGCCAAUCGCAGGGCACACAGAAACGAACAACCAUUCGCACUCACACCUAGGGACAAUUUAGAGUGUUCAAUCAGCCUGCCACGCAUGUUUUUGGAACGUGGGAGGAAACCGGAGCACCCGGAGAAAACCCACGCAGGCCCGGGGAGAACAUGCAAACUCCACACAGGUAGGCCGGAGUUGGAAUCGAACCCGGUACCUCUGCACUGUGAAGCCGACGUGCUAACCACUGGACUACCGGGCCGCCCAAUUGGAAACAGAAUUGGAAAUAACACAUCUUUCGUGCUAUCUUUUUUUUUUUUAAUCCAUUAUACUUUAUUUAAUCCAAGUCACAAAAUGUGGUCAUGUGCAUCCAAGUAAAUAAACAAAUCGAAAGAAAAUGACUUGAGUUAGCAAUCGCUUGUUGACUAUGUAUUCAAUAAAUGUGAUGCGUUCAGAUUAUUUUCUAAGUGUUUUUUUUAAUUUACUUUUUCAUUGAUGUUGAAGUGCUUGAAAUCAAACCCGACAGGACUUGACUCUAACAUUCGCGUGAACAAUUUAAGGUUUUGCCCUUUUAGGAAAAUAAUUAAUCAAAGAAGACAUCAUUAAAACGGGAAAUUGACAUGCCCCAUUAUGCUUGGCCGAGGUAACGAUUACGAUUAUUGUCAUGGAAUGUUUUUCACGUUAUGACUUCAAAAUAGCGUUGUUUUCCGUUGUCACUACCCAAGCCACGAACAGCUAAACAACCUGCAUUGGGUGACUUUGGAGUAAUAAUAAUAAUUACAAAGUAUAUUAAAUCAUCUGUAAACGGGA
Hippocampus zosterae (dwarf seahorse) is the source of this 2718-nucleotide messenger RNA. It is a transcript of the gene abraa, whose product is annotated as actin binding Rho activating protein a. Bases 275 to 1606 code for a protein of 443 amino acids. The transcript has 2 exons. The record is from RefSeq and is a predicted model, not a curated record. Gene Ontology annotation, cellular component: sarcomere. NCBI's taxonomy places the organism in Eukaryota, Metazoa, Chordata, Actinopteri, Syngnathiformes, Syngnathidae. Gene Ontology annotation, molecular function: actin binding. Gene Ontology annotation, biological process: positive regulation of Rho protein signal transduction; positive regulation of transcription by RNA polymerase II.